AUGGAAAACUGUAUAGCCAUUGAGGAUGGGUCUAAGUUAGGGGACAAAAAUGGUUUAAACAAUGAGGUUAUGGAGUCAAGAGCAGAGGAAAAUGCUGAUUCAGGUUUGGAUGGAUCAAAGGACUCGGAUGGGGAUGAAGUAUUUGAGGAGGCUGUGGCAGAGACUCCGAGGGUAUAUCCAGAGAAUAGGGAUGGGAAUAAAGAUGAAAAUUUUGAGACAAUUGCGACUUCAGAGAAUAGUAAUGAGAAUUUAGAUCUCGACAAUGAGGUUGAGAAGUUUGAAGAGGCAAUUGGGGUUUCUGGUGCAAUGCAGAAUACAGUUGAGGAUUCUGGUGCAAAGGCUGAAUUUUUUAUGAACGAAUCUUCUGACGAGAAUCAAAUUGCUGCAGAGAAACUUGUGACGGAUGAAAGGAAUAGGUUGAUGGAUGACAGUGCUGUUGAGAAUGGUGAAGGUCACACCAUUCCUGUUGCUGAUGGCAAAACUGGAAAUCUAAAUGACACGAAUGAGUUCAAUGAAAAGUUAGGCAAGUCCCCUGAGAAUCCUGAAACAGGUGCAUCAGAUCCUGCAGAGAUGAAGAUCCAGGAUACAGACAUAAAGGAAAACCAUAUUACUGAGGUGUCAGAAACUCAAGAUGCCAGUGAGUUAAAAGGGAUUAAUGUGGGCUCUGAGAAGCCUGAUAUGAAGGAAACCCAGAUUCACGAGAUUUCAGAGAUUAGAGAUGCCAAUGAGGUGAAAGGAGGUGAUACUGCUUCAGAGAAGCCUGUGAAUGGCGUGUCAGAACAUAUGAAUUUGGCUGAAACUUUGAUUCAUGAAGACCCAAUCCUUUCAGAAUCUGAUGCACUGAAAGAACAUACUCAUAAGAGUUCGUCAGAAACCCAAGAUGGUAGUGUGAUAAAGGGAGUUGCAACUGAACCUUGGCUAGAGUCUGAGUCCAAUGGGAGUGUUUUGCAUCAUAAUGAACCGACUGUUGUGGUUAAUUUCAGAGAGCAAGUUGUAAAAUCGCUUAUUUCUGGAGCCCAACUCAAUGAUGAUGAGAAUACAGAAGCAGAAAAACUAGAGUCACACAGUGAGGAAGCUGACGAUCAGGAUAUUGAUGUGGAAGAGCAUGUGGGUAUACCAGCCUCAGAUGCUUCUGUGGCUGUUCAACUGAACGAAUGUACUGGUCUCGAUAAUAAUUUACUUGCUGAAGUUGAGGAAAGCACAACGAACCUGAAGGUUGAGAGUUUACCUUCGGUAGAAGAUUCCGUGGUUGAAAGUGUUGAGCAGCCCCAUUUUGGCUCAUCUGAAUUGGUAGCUGAAAAUUCUGGGGCUUCUCAACCUCAGCUUGUCUAUGCAAGUGAUGAAGUCUCCAAAGUUGUUGUCAAGGAGCCAGAGAAGGAAGGACAGAAGGACGAGAAAGAGGAGCAGGUUGCUUCUGGGAAUACAGAACAUGAAGUGAGACCAGUUACUGAUACUUCAUCCUCCUCUAGCAACUCUUCCACUUCUGCCUCCGCUGCUCAUACUGUAGUCCUUAAGUGUGCUUCUCAGAUAGAUGAACCUGUUUCUCAGAAUGUAUUGAGCAAUAGAGAAGAGAUAAUCGAACAUGUAGCCGAUAUUUCUUCAUCUAAUGCUAACACUGCAUCCCCUGCUCAACCUGCUAACUGUGAGCAUGCAUCCCCGCAGUUAGAACCUGCUCAAAAUAUACUAGGAAACAGAGAACAGGUAAUCAGGCCUGCAGCUGAUAUUCCUCCAUCCAAUGUUAACUCUGCAACUCCUGCUCGUCCUGCUGGCCUUGGUCGUGCUGCCCCGCUAUUGGAACCUACUUCUCGGGUGGUACAGCAACCGCGAGUGAAUGGAGCUGUUUCUCGAGUGCAGGACCAACAUGUUGAAGAUCCGACAAGUGGGGAGACCGAGGAGUAUGAUGAGACCCGUGAAAAGCUCCAAAUGAUCCGGGUCAAAUUUCUACGACUUGCUCAUAGGCUUGGGCAAACUCCACAUAACGUAGUGGUGGCUCAGGUCUUGUACAGAUUAGGGUUAGCCGAACAGCUACGGGGGAGAAGUGGUAGUCGUGUUGCUGCCUUUAGCUUUGAUCGUGCCAGUGCAAUGGCUGAGCAGCUUGAGGCAGCUGGACAAGAACCAUUGGAUUUCACCUGCACAAUCAUGGUUCUUGGAAAAACAGGGGUUGGUAAAAGUGCGACCAUAAACUCCUUAUUUGACGAAGUUAAGUUUGGUACUGAUGCUUUUCAGUUGGGCACCAAGAAGGUUCAAGAUUUUGUUGGGACUGUGCAGGGAAUCAAGGUGCGCGUAAUUGACACCCCUGGGCUUUUGCCCUCCUGGUCAGACCAACGCCAGAAUGAGAAAAUCCUCCGAUCUGUCAAACAGUUUAUUAACAAAACAACCCCUGACAUUGUUUUAUAUCUGGAUAGAUUGGAUAUGCAAAGCAGAGAUUUUGGUGACAUGCCAUUACUGCGUACAAUCACAGAAAUUUUUGGGCCAUCUAUAUGGUUCAAUGCAAUUGUCGUUCUGACUCAUGCUGCAUCUGCACCACCAGAAGGCCCCAAUGGCACUGCAACAAGUUAUGACAUGUUUGUAACCCAGCGUUCUCAUGUUGUCCAGCAAGCAAUACGUCAGGCUGCUGGAGAUAUGCGGUUGAUGAAUCCGGUUUCAUUGGUGGAGAAUCACUUGGCAUGCAGAACAAACAGAGCUGGACAGAGAGUGUUGCCAAAUGGUCAGGUUUGGAAACCUCAUUUGUUGCUUCUGUCCUUCGCUUCGAAAAUUUUGGCUGAAGCAAAUACAUUACUGAAAUUGCAAGAUAGCUCACCUGGAAAGCCAUUUAUCUCUCGAGCAAGAUCGCCUCCUUUACCUUUCCUUCUUUCAUCCCUUCUGCAGUCAAGACCCCAAGUGAAACUUCCAUCAGAGCAAUUUGGCGAUGAGGAUGAUGCUUUAGAUGAGCAUCUGGAUGAGUGCUCAGACUCGGAAGAUGAUUCAGAAUAUGAUGAAUUACCACCAUUCAAACCAUUGACUAAAGCACAGCUGGCAAAGCUUAGUAAAGCCCAAAGGAAGGCAUACUAUGAUGAACUAGAAUAUAGGGAAAAUCUUUUCAUGAAGAAGCAGCUGAAGGAAGAGAAAAAGCGGCGGAAGAUGAUGAAGAAAAUGCAAGCAGCAGCUAAAGAUUUUUCUCCUGACUUAGGUGAAAAUGCAGAAGAAGAGACCAAUGGUUCUGCAUCUGUACCAGUUCCUAUGCAAGACUUGGCCCUACCUGCUUCCUUUGAUUCUGAUAAUCCAACUCAUCGAUAUCGUUAUCUCGACUCCUCUAACCCAUGGCUUGUGAGACCUGUCUUAGAACCUAAUGGUUGGGAUCAUGACAUUGGUUAUGAGGGCAUAAAUGUAGAAAGAUUAUUUGUUGUUAAAGAUAAGGUACCGAUAUCUUUUUCUGGCCAUGUUUCAAAAGAUAAAAAGGAUGUAAACCUUCAAAUGGAAAUUGCAAGUUCAGUGAAGCAUGGGAAUGGUAAAGCAACUUCUGUAGGUUUUGAUAUGCAAUCAGUUGGAAAAGACAUGGCUUAUACUCUUCGAAGUGAGACAAGAUUUAGCAAUCACAGAAUAAGUAAGGCCAUUGCUGGUCUUUCAGCAACUCUUUUGGGUGAUGUUUUAACUGGUGGAAUGAAAUUAGAGGACAAAUUGAUUGUUGGUAAACGAGGUCAGUUGGUUGUUUCUGGAGGAGCCAUUUUUGGUCGUGGGGAUGUUGCUUAUGGUGGAAGUCUGGAAGCAACACUGAGGGACAAAGAUCAUCCUUUAGGGCGUUUCUUAUCAACUUUGGGGUUCUCAGUCAUGGAUUGGCAUGGAGAUCUUGCUAUUGGAUGCAAUUCACAGACUCAGAUCCCUAUUGGACGACAUACAAAUUUGAUUGGCCGGGUCAAUAUAAAUAACAGGGGGUCUGGACAAGUUAGUAUUCUCAUCCAUGAUGUGGCUGCUGUUGGAUCGACCGUGAUUCUUUUUUUGGUGGCCAUCCUUUGUGAAUUUGCAAUAAAUAUAGAUGCUUCCUCUGUCCAAUAG
Molecule: messenger RNA, 4032 nt
Organism: Fraxinus pennsylvanica
Lineage: Eukaryota; Viridiplantae; Streptophyta; Magnoliopsida; Lamiales; Oleaceae
Source: the annotation of a GenBank genome assembly